AAGGGCAGAGCUGAAAUUUCUGUCAGAAUCAGGGAUAGUUGAGGCGUAUGUUUUUUCACACUAUCUUUUUGCCAACUGGAGGCGCAAAAACACCCAAUUAAAACAUAAAUAAGCAUGCCGUUAUACUACGUAAAUCAUAUUGCGCAUGCUCCCAAUUUGAAGCUGUAUUUCAACAAGGCACAAUAAAACUAGUAUGAACGAGAACUGAAGACCUACAAGUUUAUUUUCGAGUGGACUCUGUUGCCUAAUCGACCUCAUUUUGCCUUACUUCUAACAGAAUCCGGACAAGGUCGCAAUCACCAACGCAACCGUUUUCAGUUUACCCGCAGGUUAAAUACCAGCAUCACCGUGAGCGCGCAGUUUAUCAGCUGACAUAGAGACAAGGAAGUGUAAAAGGUGGUGUGCGCUAACUGUCAUGUGAUUUUCGAAGGUAGGCGGUUCGUGUGUGGUAAAGAUCAUUUACACUGUGAAGGGCCAAGUUGUUGGAGUAUGUGAUACAGUUGCCAUGAGAAGUAACUUGAGCUCAAUAGCCCCAGAGACUUUGGAAACGGUGAUAACGUUAUGGACAACAAGACCUUGGAAGACAACAGCAAUCAGUGAAACUAAUAUUACAGUUCCCCACCAGUGCCUUCGUAUAUUGUAUGAAGAUAUAUGCAAUUCCAGGGUGCGAUACUGGGAUCUGGCCCUUUUGAUCCCUAAUGUGCUUUUCUUAGUGUUCUUGCUGUGGAAGCUGCCUUCUGCCAGAGCCAAGAUCCAUGCAAAUUCCAGCCCUAUUUUUGCAACCUUCUAUAUAUUGGUGUUUGUAGUGGCUGUUGUUGGAAUAAUUCGAGCUGUUGUCUCUAUGACAGUCAGUUCCUCCAGUGGCGUUGUCAUCAUUGAUAAGGUCUUGUGGGAAAUUACUCGCUUCUUCCUUUUGGCCAUUGAACUCAGUGUGAUCAUAUUGGGGCUUGCCUUUGGCCAUCUUGAAAGCAGGUCAAGUGUGAAACGUGUGUUAGCAAUUACAACAGUGUUGUCUCUCCUUUACUCAAUAAUCCAGGGAACUUUAGAAAUUCUUUAUCCCGACAAACACUUGUCAGCAGAUGAUUUCAAUAUUUAUGGUCACGGAGGAAGGCAUUUCUGGCUUGUCAGUUCUUUGAUCUUCUUCAUGAUUUAUUCAUUAAUUGUUAUCCUGCCUAAAACUCCACUGAGUGAGAGGAUCUUCCUGCCAUCCAGGAAGAGUUUUUAUGUGUAUGCUGGAAUUCUGUCCUUUCUGAACCUGUUACAAGGAAUAGGCAGUGCGCUCCUGUCUGCUGAUAUAAUAGAAGGACUGUGUUGUGUCGAUGCUACAACGUUGCUCUAUUUCAGUUUGUUUGCACCCCUGAUAUAUAUGACAUUCUUGAAGAGUUUCUUUGGCUCAGAACCUAAGAUCCUUUUCUCUUACAAGUCUCAAAUUGAUGAACCCGAAGAUAGUGAUGUCCAUCUUCCCCGGCCAUAUGCAGUGGCAAAGAAAGAAGGCUUUGAUCCAGGCAUUUACUCAAACACACAGAUUGACACAGCUGCAUAUCUUGAUGAUGUAUCUUCUAUGCCAGUAGGAAGCAUCAACAGCAUUGACAGUGAUCGCUGGAAAAUUAUGAAUGCCUGAUGUAUAUAAUCAGCAUAGAGAGCUCCAUUUCCCACCUCUCAUUCCUUAGCUCUUAAGAAUUUCAAUUAUGGAAUGUUCUCUCUUAUGUCUGGUAGGAUUUUAUAAAUCCACUGGAAACGCAGCUGCCAUAUGGAGGCAUCCUUGCUUCAAAGACUCGCCUUGUAGUUAUCAACAAUCAGCUCUGUUCUACUGAAGUUACUGGAUUUUUUUUGUGAUUGAGUAACAUUCCAAAGUUUUGGAUUCUGCUUAUUGUGAAACCAACGAAGAAACAGUUGAGCCUCUUUUUUUUUUUUUUUUUUAGGAAAACAAAAUGCAGUAUGAAGGCUCUUUUGUUUCUAUUCUUGAAAAUUCUGUCUUGUUUAAGAACAAGGAAGUAAACUUUUCUAGGAAUAUGUGACAUUUGCAGUGUAUUUUAAUCUGUGAAAGGCAUACCUAUAUUGAUUUGACACAUGCUUCUCUGAUAUGAAUUCCCCAUUCUGCUCAGCCUUAUGAAACAUUAACCAAGUUUGCUUAUCUGCAGUUGUGCAUGUCAUUAUUGACCGAUCAUUUUUGAGUCUAGGUAAUUCUGAUUGAGGCAUAUAGUAACUGUGGAACCAGACCAUGAAUACAUAUAGUGAUUCUUUGCAAAAAUAAAUAUUUCUUCUUGGAAUUAACAAUGUUAAAAAUUUGUCUGCAACAUUUUGAAGGUGCUGUAAGAAAUGUGAUGUGUGGUAGUUUUGUUUUUGUCACCCUUUGCCUCAGUAGUGAGGAAGGCAUAUAACUAUCAGUAUUUUCUGACUUGGAUAAUAUUUUUUUGUUUAUCACAGUUGGGGAUUUAGCUACACAUGGAUUAAUGGAUUGUGCAAGACAUCCACUGUCAAAAAAUUGAUUUCUAUUGGACUUUAAAGAGCAAUGAUAAAUACUAUUCAUUUGUUGAUGCUGGUGCUGCACCAGUCCAAGGAAAAAUUAACUUUUUCUUUAUAUGUCUCUAGACAGAUGCAAGAUUUGAUGGAUAUAUGAUCAAGUUGGCUGCAAAAUAGUUUUUACCCCUUGUCCACAAGACCUUACAAACUAGUGUUUUCUCCUUAUUUUCACAAUUUACCCAGUUCAUUUCCCCAGGCAUGGCUAGAAUUGGACUCCUGCUCUGGGCCAAGUGAGAGCCCUAUUAUACUCAUUCUUAACCUGGAACUGAACCCAAAUUGGCCCAUUCACUCCCUCAGGGUGAAGGUUGGGAGGUAGGGAAUGGUCCUUUGUGGGAAUCAUGUGCCUCUCCCCUCCCUGUUCCUAGUCUAAUCUCAUUCCCACAGUGGUUAGUGGCUGCACUCUGCAAGGGCCUUUGAAAUUCUGUGCCUAUGAAUGUGAGUUUCUUACUGUAAGUGAAGCACACAGCUACUGUGACUCUGCACAUUUCAUCCUGCUGCAGUACCCUUUCUUGGCAAAGGGUUCAACUGUUCAGUGUAUCCAGCCUCCUCCCUUUCCUCAUGACGAGUGAACCAGCAUCAUCCAUUCUGUUCCACCCUCUACAUCUGACCCUUCCAGUUUCCCAAGCCACUAACUGAACUCUGAUCAUGUGGGUUAGGGCUUCAUCAGUCUACACCACAAGGCUAGACUUUCUUACAUUAAGUUUUGACCUUCAGUUUGAGAAAGGUUAACUGUGAAAAUCAGUAGCAUAUUUCUGACUGCCACAAACAACCUAAGUGUUCAUUUUAAGAAGCAGCUGCACUGUUAAGUGUGUGGUAAGCCAGUCUGUUUUUAAUGCAGAGAUGUUAUGGAGCAUAUAUAAUCUAGCUAUGUGUUCCACACAUUUGUAUACUGAGAAAUGUUACUGUGAUUACACAGUCAUAUUUUUGUUUGAUUUGUUUCAGUUACUGACAUUUAUAGACAAUGUACUCAUGUGGGGAGGCUGUUUCUAUGUAAGUGACAUGAAAUGUUUGACUCCGUUUUACUGCUGUAUUUCUUAAUUUUGUACAGUUGACUACACUGAGAAUUUUGACGAUAGGCAAGUGUCUAAAAAAAUGAACUGCUCUAAAAUAGUUUGUGUAUUUUGAAGUGUCACAUAAUGUUUAUGAAGUGUUGCAUACUAUUUCUUCACCACAUAUAAAGUUGUUUCCAAGGUUUCUAACACUUUAUUUCCGCCCACUUCCCCCUUGAAAUUCAUUCGUCAUAGAGGGGAGAGUUGGGGAUACAGCUUAAUUUAUUUGGGGAUAGCUUUUUUUCUUAUGUUUUCCCUCCCUGUAAAGGUCAACUACAGAUCUAGGGUUCCUGGUAAUAAUCUGUGGAAUUUCAGAUGCCAGACAUUUGAUUCAUUCUCCUGCAUGGUUUUGCACAUCUUAAAAACCUGUAUUCUGUCAGGAGAUAAAGUCCAUGUGGCCCAGUAUUCUAGCUGUUUAAGGAUAAACUAUAGUUCUUCACUUUUCUAAUGGCCGUAUGCUUCUUGAAUUCAUUCUCUGACUCUUCUACCUCUUUGAUGGUUUGUUCCAUUUGUUCACUCUUUUGGUAAAACAGCACUUCAUUCCAACUCUGUUGAGCUACACACCUUAUAUCGACAGACUAUUCUAUUCACUUAUUCCCAUCGCUGUCUUUUUUUCUGACAGACUGGACCUGUUGCACUACUGAAUGUACUUUUGUGGUAUUAAAUGUUUAUUCCCACCCCCUCCAAAAGAUUGGACCUGUUUUGGUACUGUAUACAUCUCUUGUCCUCAGGACUUCUACAUGUUUAUUAAGCUGUUUUUAUUCUUUUCUUUUAGUGGUGUCAGUUGCACAUUAUGCACCAUUUUGCCAUCAUCUGAACUUUUUGAAUCUUGUCUGUAUCUUUUUCUAUUGAAGUCUUCAGAACAUAGCUCUCAACCUCUUAGCACAAAAAAGUGGACUAAGCCAAAAAUAAUGGGGAACAAAGCCCCCAAAAUAGA
Molecule: messenger RNA, 4509 nt
Organism: Protopterus annectens (West African lungfish)
Lineage: Eukaryota; Metazoa; Chordata; Ceratodontiformes; Protopteridae
Gene: TPRA1
Product: transmembrane protein adipocyte associated 1
Exons: 11
Coding region: 506-1621 (371 amino acids)
Biological process (GO): G protein-coupled receptor signaling pathway
Cellular component (GO): plasma membrane
Molecular function (GO): G protein-coupled receptor activity
Source: RefSeq, a predicted model, not a curated record